AUGAGAGGUAUUCAUCUUACAGUAUUUUUUAUUUUUGUGGGAAUAAGCCCCGUUACUCUAGUGGAUCCUAGUUGUAAAGGUAAAUUAAAUACAAAUGAAAUAUUACGCGAAGAACCACGUCUUGUUAGUUCGAUCUUGAAUGGAAAACGUUUUGUUGUUGGACACAAUUUUGAUACAAUUAAUAUUGUUCAUGUCUAUGGUGGUACACCAUAUGAUAUGGGCUACGCAUUUGGAAAACUGAUGAGUGAAGAUCUACAACAGCUUGUUCCAGAGUAUUUUGCUUAUUUGGAGAAUAAGAUCGAAGACUUGAUUAAACAAGUACCACCUCUUAUUGCGAAAUGGCUUGCUGAAUUUGGUUUGCGUGGUGCUCUUGAUCUUAAUUAUGAUAUAACUCGUCAAUAUACACCACCUUGGUACGAUGAAGAACUUCAAGGUCUUGCUGCUGGUAGUGGCAUAUCAUAUAAAGAUAUACGUCGACUUAAUCUAAUUCCAGAAUUGAUCAAAGCUGCUUGUAGUGUAUUGGGAGCUUGGGGCGAAUCUACUGCAUCAUCCACAACAUUACUUCAUCUUCGUUCACUAGAUUGGGACGAAAAAGCACCAAUUGCUAAAUAUGCAACAGUAACUGUCUAUCAUCCUAAUGCAUCAUAUGCCGGCUAUGCUGACCAUUUUCAUGAGUAUUAUAAACAAAAAUACACGACAUCACAUACGUUUGCUAAUUUUGGUUAUGCUGGUCUUGUUGGAUCUAUAGGAGCGUACAAUGAAGUUUCUGUUGGUCUAGGACAGAAAGUUUGGAUUACUACAGAACAAGAUAUAACUUCACGUUUGGGUAACCCAUGGACAUAUGUUCUUCGAGAUGUAAUUCAAUUUUCAAAUUCACUUGAUACUGCUUUAAGUAUGCUUAUAAAUACACAUCGAACUUGUUCAGUUCAUCUUGGUCUUGGAGAAUUCCAUCGAAAUUCUUCGAUUAAUGAUAAUAAUAGUGUUGGAUUUCUUGGUAUUGAAUAUAGUGCUAAAGAAUUUAAUGCCUAUUCUUGGGAAGAUAUGUACAAUACGCCGAAUCAUCCAAUAUUGAAAGAUAUUGUUUAUUGGGAUCCACAUCCACAACCAUCAAAUCAUCCAUGUUUUGGUAGUUUAUUAAUUGAUCAUUAUAGUCAUCUUGACGCAGCAACUAUUAUACGAAAUAUAACUAGUUUAUUGGAAACAGGCAAUACAUUAAAUUUAAUUCUUGAUUAUGGUGACAAUGCAGCUUAUCUUGCGUAUAGUGCACCUGAUGAUCCACAAGGACCAAUAGAAGCAUUUAAUCGAGUUCAUACUCGGAUUGAUAUGACAAAAUUAUUUGCUGAACCUGCACCUCAUUCAGAAGAUUUCGCUUAA
Rotaria socialis is the source of this 1374-nucleotide messenger RNA. Lineage: Eukaryota; Metazoa; Rotifera; Eurotatoria; Philodinida; Philodinidae. The record is from the annotation of a GenBank genome assembly.